AUGGUUGCCGACUUACUCUCUCUGCUGACCGAUUCGAGGCAGCAAGCGCGGCCGUUUUUCUUAUUGCGCUCAUCCACUGCGCAGACAUGUAUACCGGUCCUCAGACAUUGCCUCGGUUCAGCGUCGAAAUCGUCAACAAUAUUGCUCUUCUGCCUGAGCUACGCUCCAUCUACGCUCGUCGAUCCGCAACGCUCGGUGGCAAAAGUCUUUGAUUGGACCGACAACGUACCGGGUUACUCGGAUACGUACUUCGAUCCUUGCCAGGCCAUCAUCGAUGCAGUAAAUGCCGAAGCUCCAUCGGAACGACUUUCGGUCGUGAUCGACAGCAUAGACACGCUCGUAGCCGACGUUGAGUCCGAUGCCGCGGUAUACCGCUUCGUGUCGUCUUUGUUCGCGUUGGUCCGCUCACCACCGUCGUCCCGUCUGAUCAUCCAUUCAACCGGUGCAUCCAACCUGCCCGCACUAUUGAGCACGACGAGAUUUUCUGCGAGUCUCACAUCGAUCACGGCGUACCCUACUGCGGUCCUCGACCAUCUCGCGUCUUCGUACUUGACCCCGCCGCCGCCUCUCUCGCCGCCAGCGAAGUUCUGGCGCGUCUUCUUACCCCUUGCGGAAAGGCAGCACGAUGUAAAUCGUUUGGUUUUCGAUCGCGACGGUGAAGGUUCGAGCACGAUUCGUGAAUUCGUGAUCGAAGUUCUCGUCAGGGGUGGCGACCCGUCUGGUCGGAAAUCUGGCGGCCAUCAUGGCGUACAACGGGAGCUGCAAGGAUGGAGCGUCAAUGGCCCAUGCGAAUUGAAGGCACUCAAAGCCUUACAACACCUGUUCGCAAAGACACCAGCCAAGGAGGAGGUGGUACACGAUCCGACGGCGAAUGUGUCGUUCAACCUCAACCUGACGCCUUCACAACAAAAAUCCAGGGCCCAGGUCCCACUUCCAUACGCACACGAAGGUAAACCAGUUGUGUCGCAAGUCCCAGCAGCCAUAUAUUAUGACCCAGACUCGGCGGACGACAUCGACGACGACGAUCCCGACGAGGACCUGGACAUCUAA
Messenger RNA from Punctularia strigosozonata HHB-11173 SS5, 1050 nucleotides. RefSeq lists its product as uncharacterized. Gene Ontology annotation, molecular function: tRNA binding. The coding region runs from base 1 to 1050 and encodes 349 amino acids. Gene Ontology annotation, biological process: tRNA wobble uridine modification. The record is from RefSeq and is a predicted model, not a curated record. Gene Ontology annotation, cellular component: elongator holoenzyme complex; cytosol; nucleus. The transcript has 4 exons. NCBI's taxonomy places the organism in Eukaryota, Fungi, Basidiomycota, Agaricomycetes, Corticiales, Punctulariaceae.